AUGCAUUACCCACGUAAUGGUGAAGUCAUAAUUGAUAGAUCAGCUGUGGUGCGAUUGUUCAGAUUGGAUAUCACGGAGGACGAAAAUGAAAUUGUCAUUCGAGGAAGGAAAGAUUCUAAUAUGGCUAUCUGUGAAAUGGAUAGCACACUAUCUGGCUCUCCUACCGAAGCAGUCAUAUCCUUUACCCUUCGCGAUUUCCUUCUUGAUGAACGGAUAGUAGCUCUGACUGAAAGUGGAGAGGAUCUCUCUAUUUUCGACGAAUCCAUACAUAUCACGAGAGAAGAAUUACUUCGUGACAUACAAAUCGGUCGUGAUGAAAAUGACAUGUUUAAACUUGGGGGGGGGGGGGGGGGGGGGGGGCGGUCGGUCAAAAGCCAGCCCAGAAGACAAAGAUUGUUAAGAGAGAAUCUCAACGGGUGA
This is a messenger RNA of Botrytis porri, 420 nucleotides long. RefSeq lists its product as uncharacterized. NCBI's taxonomy places the organism in Eukaryota, Fungi, Ascomycota, Leotiomycetes, Helotiales, Sclerotiniaceae. The record is from RefSeq and is a predicted model, not a curated record. The transcript has 2 exons. The coding region runs from base 1 to 420 and encodes 139 amino acids.